Messenger RNA from Pipra filicauda (Wire-tailed manakin), 1002 nucleotides. It is a transcript of the gene TMED6, whose product is annotated as transmembrane p24 trafficking protein 6. Gene Ontology annotation, biological process: Golgi organization; endoplasmic reticulum to Golgi vesicle-mediated transport; intracellular protein transport. The record is from RefSeq and is a predicted model, not a curated record. NCBI's taxonomy places the organism in Eukaryota, Metazoa, Chordata, Aves, Passeriformes, Pipridae. Bases 47 to 745 code for a protein of 232 amino acids. The transcript has 4 exons. Gene Ontology annotation, cellular component: endoplasmic reticulum; Golgi apparatus; COPII-coated ER to Golgi transport vesicle.
CCUCCUCUGCCCUGCCCGGCAGGAGCGACGGAGCCCAGGGAGCAGGAUGCUGCUGCUGCUGCUCUUGGUGCUGCCAGGCCCCGCCGGCUGCCCCCGCACGGAGCCCCUGAGCGGGUCCAGCCCAGAGCCGCUGUUCCGUGGGGCCGAUCGCUACGACUUCGCCGUCGUCAUUCCCGGCGGCACCGUGGAGUGCUUCUGGCAGUUCUCACACCAGGGCGGCAACUUCUUCUUCAGCUACGAGGUCCAGCGGGCAACGGGGAUUGGCAACAGCAGGAACAUCUUGGUCACGGCGAGUGACCCCAAUGGCUUCCAGCUUGGAGCCUCCCAGGACGUGCGAGGGCAGAUCAACUUCCUCACCAAGGACACAGGUUUCUACGAGCUGUGCCUGGACAACCAGCAAAACCACUUUGGCUUCAUGCAGGUGUAUCUCAACUUCGGUGUCUACUACGACGACUUCAACAUGGAACACAAGCAGCCUGUGGAGAAGAAGGAGCUGAAUGACACGCUGGAGGCAAUCAAGAUCAGCAUCCAGAGGCUGCAGAUCCACACCUUCCACAUGUGGCGUUUCUACAACUUUGCCCGGAUGCGGAAAGGGGCUGACUCCUUCCUUCUGGAGUCCAACUACAACUAUGUCAACUGGUGGUCGAUGGCCCAGAGCUGUGUCAUCGUCCUCUCCGGGGUGCUGCAGCUCUACUUCCUCAAGCGCCUCUUCCAUGCACAAACCUCUGGCAGCCAGAAAUGCUAGAACAGGGCAGGGCUGCCAGUGCCUGGUGACCCCGCUGUGGAGUGGGAGGAAAGGCCAGAUCCUGCUUCCAGGAAGAGCUCCACUCCUGCCUCCAGCUCUACCCCUAAAAUCAUCCCCAGAGAAGCCAAGCAUCACACUGUCACCUGAACUUUGUGUGGCAGAAGUGUUUGUCACAUCCCUGCCCAUCAUUAGUGUCCCACUGGGCCUUUUCUACCAGACUCCCAAUAAAGGAACCUCUGGCACAUUCUGGGAAACGA